Aspergillus nidulans FGSC A4 is the source of this 1344-nucleotide messenger RNA. RefSeq lists its product as uncharacterized. Bases 1 to 1344 code for a protein of 447 amino acids. The transcript has 3 exons. Lineage: Eukaryota; Fungi; Ascomycota; Eurotiomycetes; Eurotiales; Aspergillaceae. The record is from RefSeq and is a predicted model, not a curated record.
AUGUCUUGGGCUGCGUUAAGUCCCGAAACCCCUGCAUUCAGUGGUACCCGAGCAGUUGUACCACCGACAAGUGUUAUUCUCACUGGCAACCAGGAGGAAUGGGGUUAUCAUUCGCCUGCUACCCUGCUGUGUAUCCCCAAGGCCGACUCCUUCGACGACCGGUCUUUAACGCUGGUUGUUCCAUCCCACAUAUGUGGAAUCCUCAGCACCCAAGAGGGUGUUUCCUCCCCAUUCUUCUUCUUUUGCUCUAUUCCUGAAUCUCUAGUCGUCUUGCUCGUGACCGAUCCGGCCAUGUAUCUCCCGUGCUUGCUCUUGCUCUUCACUCGCUCUUUAGCCUACCUCUUCACGCCCGACAAUACCGAAACGCUCAUAGACCAUCGAAUCCCUGUGGUUUUUGACGUCGCCACUUCUCAAACGCUGUCCUAUGCAGAAGCCCCCAUCUCUGGCUUCUGGAUAACUUCUUUUCUCACAGCUACCGACGGUUCGCAGUAUUUCCUUGCGUCGGGCCUUCUCGCCUCCGAAUCUGUCUCAGCAUACGGAGCCUCCCUGCUCGAUCUGCAGACGUUUCAACGCCACGCAUUUUUUGAUCCGGCUACUUUCACCAACGCGAAUCUGGAAAGCUUCAAUUUCACCACUCAAGACUAUGAACUCUCCGGGAUACCCCCUGAUAACCUAGCAAUGAAGCUCUCUAGCGAUGUGCCAGGGGCGUCAUUUGACCUUAUCCUCCAUGCUACAUCCCGGGCGGCCUAUUAUUACGGUACAGGGACGUAUCGAUACGUCAACGACACGAUGUACAACUGGGUUUUCCCUGCCACCAAAACAUCAGGGUCUAUUACCGUACCAGGACAGUUUGGCGAUGAUGCUGAGCAGAUCGAACUUGACCCUGCCGCCUCUCUAACCUGGUACGACCGCGUCUGGGGAAGCGCCGAGCUUCGUAAAGGCAACUCGACCUUUUUUGUCCUCUAUGUUGACGACAGCGACUUGAUCCUUUGGAUGAACGUCGUUGAGAGCCUUGAUCCUCCUUUCAAAUCGCGGAGCGUUAAUAUUUGUGCGCGCGGGAAGAGUUGGCAUCAUAUACAUGCAAUUGAUGUCUUUGAGCCGGAUACGGAUGCGGUCUGGACAUCGCCCCGGACUGGGAAGACGUACCCGCAGGAAUGGAGACUUGGUAUUGAAGGACGCGGAGAACUGCAUAUCAAAAGUGUUAUUGGGGAUCAGGAGCUCGCUGCCAAGGGCAAUGACGGUGCGGGGAUCUAUAUGGGGUUUUCAACGUUUGAGGGAGUGUUGGAUGGGGAGGAUGUUACCGGCUUUGGAGUCUCGGAGCUGCGGCUUGCCGGGAUUGUCUAA